AUGGAGGAGACCAACCAAACUGUGAUGAUUUACUUCUACUUCCGCCCCUUCUCCAAGCUCCCUGAGGUGCAGGUGCUGAUUUUUGUGACCUUCCUGAUUAUGUACCUGGUCAGCAUCAGUGGCAACGUCUCCAUUUCCCUCAUCACUUGGACCCAUCAUUCUCUCCACACCCCCAUGUACUUCUUUCUGGCCAACCUGGCAGCCCUGGAGAUCUGCUAUUCCUCCACCAUUGCCCCUCUGACCCUGGCCAGCAUCCUGUCCCCUGACACAACCACAAUCUCCCUUCCUGGAUGUGGUGCCCAGAUGUUCUUCUUCAUUCUCCUGGGCAGCACUGACUGCAUUCUGCUGGCCAUCAUGGCCUAUGACCGAUUUGUGGCCAUCUGUCACCCUUUGCAUUACACUCUUAUCAUGAGGUGGCAGCUGUGUGUCCAACUGGCCCUGGGGUCUCUGGUUCUUGGAUUCAUCUUGGCCGUGCCAUUGACUGUGCUCAUCUUCCAACUCCCCUUCUGUAGCAGCAAAGAAAUCAGCCUCUUCUACUGUGAUACCCUCGCUGUCAUGAGGCUAGCCUGUGCAGAUACCCAGGUUCAAGAGGCCACUGUGUUUGUGGUCAGCGUCACUGUCCUCACCAUCCCAUUCCUGCUCAUCACUCUUUCCUAUGUCUUCAUUGUGGCCACCAUCCUGAAGAUCCGCUCUGCAGAGGGGAGGCGCAAGGCCUUCUCCACGUGCUCCUCCCACCUCACUGUGGUCCUCCUCCAGUACGGAUGUGGAAGCCUCAUCUACUUGUGCCCCAGCUCCAGCUACUCUCCUGAGAGGGGCCAGGUAGUGCCUGUGGUUUACACAUUCAUCACCCCUGUGCUGAACCCCUUCAUCUACAGCAUGAGGAACAGAGAGCUUAAGGAUGCUUUGAAGAGAGCAAUGAUGAGGUUCUUGCUGCCCCAAACACAACAAGUACUCUGA
Molecule: messenger RNA, 957 nt
Organism: Orycteropus afer afer
Lineage: Eukaryota; Metazoa; Chordata; Mammalia; Tubulidentata; Orycteropodidae
Product: olfactory receptor 10V1-like
Exons: 1
Coding region: 1-957 (318 amino acids)
Biological process (GO): G protein-coupled receptor signaling pathway
Cellular component (GO): membrane
Molecular function (GO): olfactory receptor activity; G protein-coupled receptor activity
Source: RefSeq, a predicted model, not a curated record